AUGGAUCGGGACGGAACUUAUAGCGAAUGUAGAUUUCUUCUUGAUUCUUGCUCUCAGCCACAUCUCUUGACGACACGAAUGUCAAUUAGAAAGGUUUUGGACAGUAGAAAAUUAUCCGGAAAGAAAAUUUUAUCGGUAGAAGAAAACGAAUGCGAAACUCAUUAUGAGAAGCACACUACUCGAGACGUAGUGAGCGGAAGGUACUGUGUCAGACUUCCCUUUAGAGAAAAUGUAGGCGAGAUAGGAGAGUCGUACACAAAUGCGCUAAAACGAUUAUAUUCCCUUGAACGAACCUUUAUCAAAAAACCAGAAAUUAAAAAUCUUUACAUUGAAAACCUUAGAGUCUACCAUACCAAUGGUUACAUGUCCAAAGUGCGGACAUAUUCAAAGAAGGAAGGCUAUUAUUUACCCCACCAUGCGGUCAUAAAAAACAAUAGCUUAACAACACAGUUACGCGUAGUGUUUGAUGGCUCAGCAAAAAGACCUACAGGCCUAUCCUUGAACGACGUGCUGAUGGUAGGUCCUACCAUUCAAGAUAAUCUUUUCACUCUAUUAGUGGGUUUCCGAUCGCAUCCCUUUGUCCUUGCAGCUGAUAUAGAAAAAAUGUACUUGCAAACAACAGUCCAUCCCGACGACCGUAAGUAUCAAAGAAUUCUGUGGCGGGAAGAUCCGUCCGAUCAAAUAAAGACUUACGAGUUAAACACCGCGACUUUUGGCACUUCGGCCGCUCCCUUUUUAGUGAUUCGAUCAUUGCAUCAGCUAGCGGACGACGAAGCUAUCACUUUUCCUAAAGCUUCUAAAGUUUUAAAAAACGACUUCUACGUCGACGACAUGCUCACCGGAGCGUCGACUAUCAAAGAGGCAGAACAGUUGCGCAACGAGUUAAUCGAAAUCACGCGUAAAGGUGGCCUAAGCUUGAGAAAAUGGGCCUCAAAUGAUUCAAGUUUAAAUGAGCCACUAUUAAAUUGUUCAGAUGAACCAUUUUUUCAACUGAAUUUAGACAUCACUGCUAACACUCUAGGCAUUCAUUGGAAUGCAAAACGAGAUUCAAUAAUUUUCACCGUAAAUCAGAAUAACGAAAAAAAGGCAUUAACGAAACGAGAAAUUCUCUCUCAAAUUGCGCAAUUAUUUGAUUCUCUUGGCCUUCUAGGUCCCGUUAUAGUAUAUGGGAAAAUCUUGAUGCAAAAAAUGUGGCUUAUUAAUUUAGGAUGGGAUGCACCGGUUCCACGCGAAAUUCAUAAUGCGUGGCAAAAAUAUUAUGAGCAGCUACCACUCCUAUCAAAUUUACAAUUCAAACGAAAAUUACUCGUGGAAGAUUGUUCCACUCUUCAAUUGCACGGUUUUAGCGACUCUAGCGAAAAGGCGUACGGGGCUGCUAUCUACGUUAGAUCAACUUCCAAUCAGGGAAGACACGAGACGUAUUUAAUUUGUUCGAAAUCGAGAGUCGCUCCUAUCAAAUCGUUAUCUUUGCCGCGACUAGAGCUGUCUGCUGCUCUUCUACUAGCUCAAUUAUAUGAAGCGACGGCUCAAGCCUUGCGACAUUUAACCUUUGAAAAGGUUAUUUUUUGGUCCGAUUCCACAAUAACGUUACACUGGGUUAACACUUCGCUUAACUUACUCCCGACCUUUGAAAGAAACCGCGUUUCUAACAUCACAGCAAUAACUAGUUCUAUAGAAAAUCACGAAUGGAGACACGUUCGGUCAAAAAGUAACCCGGCUGACCUCAUUUCGCGAGGUCUCAUGCCUAGAGAAUUACUUGAUUCUCAAUUGUGGCUGAAUGGACCAAUCUGGAUGAACAAAAAAGAAGACCUUUGGCCAGAAUCAGUCCUAAAAUUCUCCGAAAAUUCGGAUUCAACGAAACACGUCGCGUCCCUCUCAGUUAAUAAAAUUAAAAUUUUAGAAUCAAGUGCUGAACCAUUCAUGGAAAGGCUCACUGUAAAAAUCUUAGAGCACUUUUCUUCUUCUAAUGAGCUAAACCGAUUUAUUGCAUGCUGUAAACGAGUCAUCCAUAACGCGAAGAGUGAAAUUAAAUUAACAGGAGAGUUAACAAUUAAAGAAUUAAAAAGCGCUAUUAUUACCAUGAUUAGAUUGAUUCAAGAAGAUGGGUUUCCCGACGAACUAAAAUCUUUGAAAUCUAAGGGUCAUUUGAAUGGAAAUCUCAACAAUGUAGCUCCUUUUAUUUAUUCUGACGGAAUUAUGCGAGUAGGAGGUAGAAUCGACAAAUCCAAUCUCUCUUUCUCACAAAAGCAUGCAGCACUAUUACCACACCAUUAUUUUACCGACGUUUUAAUUCGAGAAGAACACAUAAAAUCUAUGCACGAUAAUGCCACAAAUUUUGUUAGCGCCAAUAAUGAAAUUGUGGACAUCCAAAAUCUCUUAUCUUCUCAUGAGCAUAACAAAUCGGUAGAGAUAACACUAACAAACGACAAUAUCGCGUGGCACGUGAUCCCACCUCGUUCUCCACAUUUCGGCGGGCUUUGGGAGGCCGCGGUGAGAUCAUUUAAACAUCAUCUUCUGAGAGUCGUGGGCAACACUCUAUUAACCUACGAAGAUUUACUCACUCUGAUCACUGAGAUAGAGGCAAUCUUAAAUUCGAGACCUCCAACUCCCAUUUCCUCAGAUCCCAAUGACCUAUCCACUUUGACACCUGCUCACUUCCUCAUAGGCGAUUCCUUUAGAAGCAUGCCAGAGCGACAUUUGACAGAAAUUCCGUUGGUAUGA
This is a messenger RNA of Belonocnema kinseyi, 2721 nucleotides long. RefSeq lists its product as uncharacterized. The record is from RefSeq and is a predicted model, not a curated record. The transcript is spliced from 3 exons. Gene Ontology annotation, molecular function: nucleic acid binding. The coding region runs from base 1 to 2721 and encodes 906 amino acids. Lineage: Eukaryota; Metazoa; Arthropoda; Insecta; Hymenoptera; Cynipidae.